UCGUUUAUUUAGAAGAUGUACCUUUAUUAAGAUGACUAUCUUUUAUAAAGAAAUUCCUGAGAACAUGGAGCACGAACCAAUGGAUGGUAUCACUAUUGAGGAUAUGGAUGAAAGUAGCAAUGAUAGCGAUGAAGAAGAUUCCAUAGACAAUGGAGAUAUCGAAGAAGAAGAAGAAGAAGAGGGUCAGGACAAUAAACCCUCAGUGUAUCUUCCUGGACAACCUUUAGAAAGUGGAGAGGAAUUAGUUGUUGAUAAAACAGCAUACCAAAUGUUACAUCAUGCACAAUCUGGUGCACCUUGUCUUAGUUUUGAUGUAAUUUUGGAUAAUCUAGGUAGUAACAGAGAAGAUUAUCCUUUAACUAUGUACCUUGUUGCUGGAACACAAGCUGCCAGGGCACAUGUAAAUAAUCUUCUUGUUAUGAAAAUGAAAAAUCUUCAUGCUGCUAAUGAAGAUUCUGAAGACGAAUCUGAUGAUAAUGAAUCAGACAGUGAAGAUAACAAAUCUCCAGUAAUGUCUAUUGCACCAAUAAGACAUCAGGGUUGUGUUAAUAGAGUAAGGUAUACAAAAAUUGAUCAAACACCUUUAGCAGCAAGCUGGAGCGAAUUAGGUCGUGUACACAUUUGGAGUUUAAAGGAACAAUUAGAAGUACUUGAAAACGAGGAGCAGCUUCAUGCAUAUCGUAAAAAGAGUGAAAAGAAUGAUAGUGGCAUUAAGCCAUUAUUUACUUUUAAAGGGCAUCUUGCCGAGGGAUAUGGCCUCGAUUGGUGUUCAACGGAUACAGGUACCAUAGCGUCCGGUGAUUGUAAAGGAAAUAUUCAUAUAUGGCGCAUUGGUGACAAUAAUGGUUGUGCAACAUGGCACGUGGAUCAGAGACCCUAUAGUUCGCAUGCGCCAUCCAGUGUUGAAGAUCUUCAGUGGUCUCCUAAUGAAAAACAUGUAUUGGCUUCGUGUUCUGUUGAUAAGAGCAUUAAAAUCUGGGACACAAGAGUAAGUCCACAAUCUGCCUGUAUGUUAACAGCAAGUGGCACUCAUACUGCAGACAUUAAUGUUAUCUCAUGGAAUCAUAAAGAAAGUCAAUUUCUUGUAUCUGGCGGUGACGAUGGUUUGAUUUGUGUAUGGGACUUGCGCCAAUUUGGUCCUAAUGCGAGGCCAUUGGCUAUGUUUAAGCAACAUACUGCACCUGUCACGACAGUAGAGUGGCAUCCUCAGGAAGCCACAGUUUUUGCUUCCGGCGGGGCUGACGACCAAAUCGCGGAGUGGGAUUUAUCAGUAGAAGCUGAUCAGUCGGAAGAAGUGGAAAGUAGUGAGCUGAAAGAUUUACCUCCACAGUUGUUGUUUAUACAUCAAGGUCAAACAGACAUUAAAGAACUACAUUGGCAUCCUCAAUGUCCCGGUGUUAUAAUAUCAACAGCUCAUUCGGGAUUUAACAUAUUCCGUACAAUUAGUGUAUGAAAAAGUUUACCUCUUUCGUAA
This is a messenger RNA of Dufourea novaeangliae, 1474 nucleotides long. RefSeq names its product glutamate-rich WD repeat-containing protein 1. NCBI's taxonomy places the organism in Eukaryota, Metazoa, Arthropoda, Insecta, Hymenoptera, Halictidae. The coding region runs from base 32 to 1453 and encodes 473 amino acids. The record is from RefSeq and is a predicted model, not a curated record. The transcript is spliced from 4 exons. Gene Ontology annotation, molecular function: protein binding.